Molecule: messenger RNA, 414 nt
Organism: Schistosoma margrebowiei
Lineage: Eukaryota; Metazoa; Platyhelminthes; Trematoda; Strigeidida; Schistosomatidae
Source: the annotation of a GenBank genome assembly
AUGAACAUUCUCAAUUUAUUUUUAUCAUUAUUCAUCAUUAUGUUAAUCACAUGGAGUAUAUUCUAUGUAAUUAGUCCUAACACUACUACUCAAUGGAUAGAUGAUCCAUUAGUGAAAAAUAGUCCCUCGGAUAUUUUAAACCUGAAGUUAUUCGACUUCAAAUGCUUUCUAUAUGAGAUUCCAUGUGAAUGGAAUAUUCAAUUAAGUGAAGGAAGUGAUGUACAACGAUGUCCUGUAAGUUGGUUAACUUAUGCAGAAUUGAAAAAGCGUAAUUAUACAACAAUUGUUAAACAACCAAAACUUAUUCAUAGUAAUCAUCUUACUAAACCAGACGAUAUAAUAGCGAAUUAUACACCAACUGAGUACAUUGAUCAAUCAGAUGUCAUUCUUAAACGUAAGUUAAUAUGUAAUUAA